This is a messenger RNA of Megalobrama amblycephala (Wuchang bream), 4515 nucleotides long. Its product is annotated as NACHT, LRR and PYD domains-containing protein 12-like. NCBI's taxonomy places the organism in Eukaryota, Metazoa, Chordata, Actinopteri, Cypriniformes, Xenocyprididae. Gene Ontology annotation, molecular function: protein binding. The record is from RefSeq and is a predicted model, not a curated record. The coding region runs from base 242 to 3496 and encodes 1084 amino acids. The transcript is spliced from 8 exons.
UUUGCUGUUUUAAUGACAGACAUGCAUUCAUUUUGCAACCUUUAUUUCAUUCAACUAAUUUGUUUAGAUCACGUUCUUCAUUAUUAAAUCUGUCCACGGCAACAUUGCACAUCUCAAUGUCAAUCACUCAUGACCUGAUCUCAUUGCAGCAGACAUUUUAUGAUAAAUAUAACAUUUGUGCACACAGAUCCACAUGUUAAGAUUUUUCUUUUGUCCUGCAGAAGUGAAUCAUUGAAGAACAAUGGCAUCUGUUAAAGAGCUACUUGUGAACUCACUGAAGGAACUGGUGAAAGAUGAUCUGAAAGAGUUUCAGUGGUACUUGAAGAAUCAUGAGUAUGUUUCAACCUCUGAGAUGGAGAACACGGAUGUCUUAGACACAGUGGAUAAGAUGGUGGCAAGUUUUGGACCAGAAGAAGCUUUGAAGAUCACAGUGAACAUCCUGAGGAAGAUGAACCAGAACCUUCUGGCUGAACAGUUAGAGAAGAAACACAAAGAAGUUCAGGCUGAGAGCAAUAUGAAUGCUUCUGCCACUGUUGGAGCUGCUUCAAAACAGAUCUGGGGUUCAAUGGCAGAAGACAGUAAGGCUGAUCAUCAUUACAGAAUGAUCAGCCUCAGACUGAAGAACAAAUUACAAGAAGACUACAAGCGGAUAUUGGUUGGUAAUUCCCAGACAGGUCAUCGGCAGUACCUGAAUGAUAUUUACACUGAUCUAUAUGUGGUGGAGAAUGAGACUGGAGGAAUAGUGAGUGACCAUGAGGUGAGACGGAUUGAACUAAAUAACAGCCAAUUUACUGCGAAGGAUUCAGCGAUCCAGUGCAAUGACAUAUUCAAAGACUAUAUGGGUCGACAAAACAAAAAAGUGCUGACGAUGGGAAUCUCAGGGGUGGGAAAAACGGUCUCUGUCAAUAAAUUCAUUCUUGACUGGGCUGAAGGAAAUGAAAAUCAGAAUAUACUCUUCAUAUUUCCUCUCCCAUUCCGUAAACUGAAUAUGAUUACAAAGAACUGCAGUCUCAUGGAUCUGCUUCAUGAAUGCUUCUUUAGUGGUCCAGAAGAACUGCCCUCUCUUCCUAAAGGUGACUGUAAGGUCAUGUUCAUCUUUGAUGGGCUGGAUGAAUGUCGCUUCCCAUUGAAAUUUGAUGAGAGUGAUGGAUUAACAGAUGUACAUGAAAAAACAACAGUGAGUAAGAUAGUUACAAACCUGGUCAAGGGUCAUCUGGUUUCCUCUGCUCUCAUCUGGAUCACAUCCAGACCUGCAGCAGCCGGUCUCAUACCCCGAGAUUACAUUGAUCAGGUGACAGAGGUGCGAGGAUUCAAUGAUGAGCAAAAAGAACAGUACUUCAUCAAAAACAGUCCUGGGGUUUCUGAAAACAUUAUCUGUCACAUCAGGAAAUCCAGGAGCCUGUACAUCAUGUGCCACAUCCCUGUCUUCUGCUGGAUCUCUCUUACUGUUCUUCAGCCUCUACUGAUUCAAGAGAGCAAUGACAAAGUACCAACAACUCUCACAGGGAUGUACACAAACUUCUUACUUUCUCAGGAGCAAAAGAUGAAAAAAUACUGCGAUGAUCUUGAACUUAAUCCCAAAGCCAAGUCUUUUGAGCAGAUUAUUCUGAAACUUGGGAAAUUGGCAUUUAAACAGCUACAGAAAGGUAAUCUGAUUUUCUACAAAGAAGAUCUGCAGGAGUGUGGACUGGAUGUCAGUGAAGGGUCAGUGUUUUCUGGGUUAUGCACUCAGAUCUUUCAGAAGGACAAGGCUGUUUCAAUGAGAAGUGUUUACAGCUUCAUACAUCUAAGUAUCCAGGAGUUCCUUGCUGCUCUCUAUGUGUUUUUCAAAUACAAAUGUUCUAGAAGUACAUUUGUAUUUCUUCAAUCCUGGACAGAAAAACUGAAAUGGGGUAUCUUCAAAAAGUCAUUAUUUGACUUGCAUAAGGUUGUGAUCAACAAGGCUUUGCAGAGCAAUAAUGGGCAUCUGGACCUUUUCCUCCGGUUCCUCUUGGGUCUAUCAGUGGAGUCCAAUCAGAGUGACCUGAAGGAACUGCUGCCAGCACUGGAUCUGAAAACAGAGAAUGUCAAAGAUACUGCUGAUUAUAUCAAAAAGAAAAUAGAGAAGGAGAAAUCAGUAGAGAGAACCAUCAACCUCUUCCACUGUCUGAAUGAACUGAACGAUGACUUUAUGGAGGACAUCCAGAAUAAUCUGAACUCAGGAAAUCUUUCAGCACAGAAUCUUUCCUCUGCUCAAUGGUCAGCUCUGGUGUUUCUACUGCUGAUGUCAGAAGAGACUAAAGAGAUGUUUGAACUGCAGAAAUACAGAAGAUCCGACGAAGCACUGAUGAGACUGCUACCAGUGAUCAAAAACACAAGGAGAGCACUUUUACAGUCCUGUAAUCUCACUGGUCAGUGUUGUGAGAGUUUGUCAUCUAUUCUACUUUCCUCAAACUCUGUCAUGAGAGAGCUGGAUCUGAGUAACAAUGACCUGCAGGAUUCAGCAGUGAAGCUGCUCUCUCAUGGUCUGAAGAGCCCAAACUGUCAACUGCAGAUACUGAGAUUACCAUGUUGCAAUCUUACUGAUCAGUGCUGUGAGAGUUUGUCAUCAGCUCUACAAUCCUCAGACUGUGUCCUGAGAGAGCUGGAUCUGAGUAACAAUGACCUGCAGGAUUUGGGAGUGAAGCUGCUCUCUGAUGGACUGAAGAGCCCGAACUGUCAGCUACAGUUGCUGAGGCUGUCUGGCUGUAUGGUGACAGAGGAAGGCUGUGGUUAUGUGUCUUCAGCUCUGAGUUUAAACCCCUUACACCUGAGAGAGCUGGAUCUGAGCUACAAUCUCCCAGGAGAUUCAGGAGUCAAGCUGCUGAAUGACAAAAUAAAGGAUCCAAACUGCUCACUGCAGAUACUCAACGUGGAUCAUGGAGGAGAGCUCAGGAUGAGAGCAGGAUUACAAAAGUAUGCCUGUGAUCUCACACUGGAUCCAAACACAUCACACUCUCGUCUCAUUCUGUCUGAUGAGAACAGGAAGGUCACAUAUGUGUAUGGGCAUCAGCCGUAUCCUGAUCAUCUAGAGAGAUUUAAGAUCUGUGAACAGGUUCUGUGUGGAGAGAGUUUGACUGGACGCUGUUACUGGGAGGCUGAAUGGAGCGGAUAUAAUGCAGAUAUAUCAGUGACAUAUAAAGGAGUCAACGAGAAAGGAAGAAGUGUCUGGGGGUUUGGAUCCAAUGACAAAUCCUGGACUCUGAUCUGCUCUGAUUACAAAUUCUCUGUCUGGCACAUUAAAAAGCUAACUAGCAUACCAGCCCCUCCACCCUUUUCUAACAGAGUAGGUGUCUAUCUGGACGUGUUGGCUGGCACUCUGUCCUUCUACAGUGUCUCUGACACACACACACUCACACACUUAUACACAUUCAACACCACAUUCACUGAACCUCUCUAUGCUGGAUUUAGGGUUUAUUUGAACUCUUCAGUGUAUCUGUGUCAGAUUAAAACUAGAUGCACAUCCAUCAAAAACUGAGAGAUAAAUUCAUUUCUUGCAAACAUCUGUCCACGGCUGCAGGGAUGUUUUAUCAGGUGUUCGGGGUUAAAACAUCCCAAUAAACAGCCAAAACAAUGCUACAUUUAGAGAUGAACAUGAAUGAAUGAGGACAGAGUUAUAUGAGAAAAGACAGAACUCAUGAUUAAAGGCUUGUUUACUCCAAGAAAUAUAACUAUAAUGAUAACUAGCGUGCAUGUAAAUCAAAGAAUGAUAAUGUUGUUUAUUUAUUUUAACUGUAUGCUGCAGUUAUGUCAUAAUUGAAGUGGUUUAAAAUAGCAAGGAUUUUGAUUGGGUGUCAAUGUUUUUAUCAUUCCUCAGAUGAAAAAAGUACUCUGAAAGUGAUCCCGACAAUAUAAUUAUUGUGAGCUUUACUAUUCUAUCAGAGUUGGAAUGAUUUUUUAAACUUUAUGGUUGUAGUUAACGUUCUUGGCAUGAAUGGUCAUGAAUUAAAUCUCAAAAGUGUAUAAAAUAUUUAGCUGCAUGGUGGCAUCACAAAAACUUUCAUCUUACCAUAUGAUACUCCAAUUAGGUUAUGACAUCAGGAGUAAUGCAGAUGGCAUUUUUGAUCAUGUCAUCUAUAUUAAGCUUUUCAGUUGUCUUCAACUACAUGCAUAAGUGCUAGAUGGCUCUCUGUUUUGGCCAGUAAACUGGUGUGUAUAUUUACUAGCUUAUGUUUUCUUGUUUGAAUUGUCAUUUUCUAUCCCAAACUUUGCAUAUGAGAAAUAAUUACAAAAACAGCAUCAAUCACAUCUGCCACAAUUACAUUUUCCAUGCAGUCAUCAUAGGUUUCAUAUUGAUUUUAAACAUCUAGACACAGCUAAUCUUUUUCAACUUUGCAAAACUGCUCAAACUCAGUCAGGUCACAUAGAGAUUGAAGUUCACCCAAAAACUAAUUCAUUCAUUUACAUUAGGGGUAAUGAAAAAACAAAUUAUAAAAGGUUUGAGCGUAGUUCAGUUGGACUCAAGUUGUUUUGUGUGCUUUGUCAUUGCUGCAAUAA